GGAAAUUCCGAUAUCAAUAUCUUGAAUAUCGUUGCACAACCAAAACGCGUAGAGCCUUUUUUGGAUUAUUAAUCGAGAAAAAGACAGACCCCGCGAAAUCAAAUCUCCAUGACUUCAAAGUCUUGCUUUAUUAUUAUUUCUGGAACUUUUCUUGUCCUCACGAAUUUUGGAAGAAACAGAAACGAAAACAAAGAGCACAUUUCAAAGUCCAAAAGUUCCAAGUUCUUGCUGUUCUCUUAAAAGAGGUGGGUGCAAUAAAAUCCGGCCCAGAGAUUCUUGAGGACACAAGUAUCUAACAGAUAAAAGCAAGCCCGAAAGCUGGAUGGGAAGCUGGCAUGAUCUCGCAUUUCCAUUACACUGUUUCCAUUUCUCGCCUAUGUGGGGUAAAACCAAUUACAGCAGCGUCCCAUGAUGAUUUCCUUGGCAUUCCUACAAAUCAAUGAAAAGAUUAUGGUCCUCUGUCAUAUCAGUAGAGGUUUUGUUUCGACGAUGCAAUGAGUCUGUUGGAGCUCGCACCAAUUGGUGGUGUUUUGACAAUUUUAACAACUCAGGUCAUACGAACAAUAGAGGCUGCUAGAGAUGUUAUUGUAGAGAAGGACAGUUUCAAGGCUCUAUCGAAAUAUCUCUCCGACAUUGAACCUAUUUUGAAUGAGUUGCAUCUCCACGGCUUAAAUGAUUCUGAAGCUACUAGACAAGCUUUAGAUUGUCUUUUAAGAGAUGUGAAGAAGGCUUAUGACUUGGUGGAGAAGUACAAAAACAAAUCGCGGUUCUACUUACUGAUCAAAUGCAGACACAUAGUCGGAGAAGUACAAGCUGUGACAAGGGAAAUUGGAAGAUCUUUAUCUCUGUUACCUUUUUCGAAUACUGAAGUUUUAGUGGAUAUAUCAGCAAAGGUUAAUACGUUGCAGAAGGAGAUGCAAAGGGCAGAGUUCGAGGCUUCUCAAGCUCAGAUUCAGAUUGUUGAGAAGUUGAAUCAAGGUUUUUCGGCAGAGAAGGUUGAUCAAAGUUUUGCUAAUGACAUGCUCAAGGAAAUAGCGAGGGUUGUGGGUGUUCCAGUCGAGCCAACAGUAAUAAGCAAAGAACUUGCCAGUUUCAAAAGAGAAAAAGAAGACGCGGCAGUUCGCAAGGAAAAGUUGGAAGAGUAUUUUCUAAAACAGGUUAUUGAGUUGCUUUCACGGGCAGACGCUGCUAAAGAUCAAGAGGAAAUCAAGAAGCAGUAUUUAAAGAGGUUCCAGAUUAUACAGACAAGAGAAGGAUAUAUUGACCCAUUGAAUUCUUUUAUUUGUCCAAUUGAUAGGUCAACUGUUAUGGUUGAUCCAGUUAGUCUAUCCACGGGCACAACAUGUGAGAGAGCAGCGAUUGAAGCUUGGUUUGAUUCAGGAAAGAAAACUGAUCCAAAGACGGGUCACUUGCUUGAUGAUUUCUCUGUUAGAUCUAAUCAUCGACUCAGGGAGGCAAUUGAAGAGUGGCGCGAACUGAACUACUGUCUUCAGAUCAGAGUUGUGAAGAGAAAGUUGAUAUCAGCGACGGACUCUGCUGUGGAAGAGGCUCUCAACAAGAUGGUGGAGCUGUUUACAGAGAACCCAAUUAACAAAGACUGGAUUGCUAUUGAAGGUCUUAUUAGCAUUUCCUUGUCGGUUCUUGAAAAUUCACUGAACAAAGAUAUCAAGAGAAAGAUCUUAAUCACGUUGCAGGCUGCUAUUGCAGGUAAUGCCCAUAACAAGGAAAUAGUGGUAGAGUCUCGAGGAAUUGAUCUGAUAAUUUCUUGCUUAGAAUGUUCACAUAUUGCAAAAGCUGCGGUCGAUCUAUUAUUUGAGCUGUUGCAAGGUCAUUCUGGUUGGAAUCUGUUCACUCUCAGAAAACUCUCAGAGCAAAGCAAUGCUAUUAAUUUCCUUGUGGUGUUAUUAGAAACAGAGUCAGCAGAAAAAGCUGAAGGAAUCCUGUUGGAGCUAUGCGAUGAUGAUGAUGAUAUUGUUAUUCGUGUUGCGAAAGCUCAUUGGUAUAAACCACUAGUUAAUCGCAUCAUUCAAGGACAAGAAACUGCAAGGACAUCAAUGGUAAGAGUGCUAGUUGCAAUGGAAUUAGAAGAUCGGGAUCUGAAAAAUCUUGGUGAGGAAGGAGUAAUACCCCCACUGCUCAAAAUGGUAUCGGCAAAGUUUGAAGCUAAAGGAUUAGCCUUAUGUGCUCUUGUUAAGUUGUCAAGUUGCCAUGAGAACAAGAAGCUAAUUGCAAAUUCUGGAGGGGUUCCUAUUAUUACCGAACAAUUAUUCUCUUCUCAUAUACCCACUCUCAUCAUUGUGAGGUGUACUGAAAUCCUUGAAAAGCUAUCUUCCAAUGAUGACGGCACCAAAUUUCUUGUCAAAUCUGAUGGUUCCUCUGUUGAUUUAGAGAAGAUAGCAACUAACUUGUUGGUGGUUCAACAGUAUACAAACUCAUCUCAUGUCAUCAAGAAACCUGCUUUACGUGCACUGCUGAAUAUAUUUAAGUCCAGUCGGAAGCUUGUAGAGAAGGCAAUUAUAAGGGCAGAUGGUUUAUCACAAAUACAAAUCCUUCCUUUGCUUGAUGAUCCAGACAGGGAAAUACGGGAACUUUCGAUCAGCCUACUCUUCCACUUCUCACAGCAUGAGCCUCAAGGAAUUGCAGAGUUUUUUCUCGUACAAAGGAGGAGGUUGGAAGCUUUAGUCGGAUUUCUGAAGGACGAAAGUAGAGGUGAUACACAAAUGGCUGCUAUUGGUUUAUUGGCAAAUCUUCCAAAAUCAGAAGUAGAACUAACCAAGAAACUUAUAGAAGCAGAUUUGUUACCAUCAAUUCUGAAAAUCUUGAGGUCAGGCACCACCGAUGCGAAGGAGAAUGCACUUGGUGCACUUUUUAGAUUCACGGAUCCCUCAAAUCUCGAAGUACAGCGGAAGGUGGUUGAUUUGGGAGCUUAUUCUUUACUUGUCGACUUCCUUAAAUCUGGUACAGUAACAGCCAAAGCACGAGCAGCGGCUUUGAUUGGAAGUUUGUCUGUAAGCACUCCUAAACUUGCAGUGUUACCUAAAUCUAAAUCUAAGAGAAACAAUUGGAAUUGGUGUUUCCAUAGUGGGCCGAUGACGAUUUGUAAGGCUCAUGGGGGGAUUUGUGGCGUUUCUAGUACAUUUUGUCUUUUGGAGGCAAAUGCCUUGCAUGAUUUGGUUGGACUUUUAGAAGAACAGGUUUAUGCAACUUCUUAUGAAGCGAUUCAAGCAUUGUCAACGUUGGUUGUUGAAGGCACUUCUCACAAAGGAGCCAAUGUUUUGGAUGAAGCUGGUGCUAUCCCGCUGGUAAUAGAAGUUUUGAAUUGGGGAGCAUCCUCCUUGAAGGAAGAAGCUUUGGACUUGCUGGCAAAGAUAUUUACAAGUAGGGAUUUGGUAGAAGCUUACGGACCUCGUGCUAGGAUCUAUCUUGAUGGUCUAACUGCGGGCAACAUCCAUGAAGGGGGGCCACUGGGAAGAAAGGUUUCUCAAGUCUUGGCCCUGUUGGAAUGCUAUUCAAGAACACCAAUGGCACCUUCCGAGCGCAAUUAGGAAUUUACAUGAAGGUUCUAGAACAAUAUUUUUAUGUUUCUUUUCGCGUACCGAAGAGAGCAUCCUCCACAAAUAAUUUCCUCAGAUGGCCUCUGUCUGUUGACAUAGUCGUAGUGUAACAAAAUGAAGUCGUCUAAAUGGAUUUCCGCUCCCUAAGAGAAUGUUGGCGAAGGCAGCACAAGAUACUGAAGUUCAACUUUGGGCACUUGUUAAAUGGGUAAGACUUCCAUUAACUGUUUAUUUGUUCAAUCAUUUGGUCAUAGCUGUGUAAAGUUAUUUUUUAGUCUCACUUACUAUUUGUUCAGUCUAGUAUAGUAAUUUUUUGUCUGUAAUCCAGUAAGGUCUUUUUGAUAAAGACAAACUCAUGUUAACAAAUGAAAGUGACUAUAUAGUAGAAUCUACAAUAGAAAAAGGAAAAAAAAAAAAAAGGACUUCUUUAC
Molecule: messenger RNA, 3985 nt
Organism: Papaver somniferum (opium poppy)
Lineage: Eukaryota; Viridiplantae; Streptophyta; Magnoliopsida; Ranunculales; Papaveraceae
Product: U-box domain-containing protein 44-like
Exons: 6
Coding region: 495-3545 (1016 amino acids)
Biological process (GO): protein ubiquitination; cell surface receptor signaling pathway
Molecular function (GO): protein binding; ubiquitin-protein transferase activity
Source: RefSeq, a predicted model, not a curated record